AAAAUCACCGGUCUGUCUGCAAGAUGAGUCCUAGAAAUUAAAAUUUUAAAUCAGAUAAUUUGUGAGAAAUAACAUCUUCAAGAUGUUUUUCCUUAUUUCCCAGUCAUCUCUUCCAUAAAAUAGUUUUAAAUACCCACAAAAUUUGCUACACAUACCUAAAAAGUACCACAUUAGAAUAUAGUGCUAUCUCAUUGCUUCAAAAUGGCUGAUAUAGUGGAUAGAUAUUUGGAAUCAGCAGCAGCUGCGUCACCUGCCGUCGAACCGCUACGGGAGAUAUCUGUAGCCGAAUGGCCCAGCCUGCACGACCUGUUUCAGUCAAACUGGCCUUACGCAGUGGAGGGCUACUGUCUUCUCGACAUGCUCAUCACGACCCCUGGUGUGGCCACCUCCUUCAACUUCAGGGUUUAUUGCCCUUAUGGCUCUAUCCAUAAGGGUAUGAUUGCUAUAAGCGAAACUGAAACAUACCACAUGUACAUAUGCCCAGUAAAGACCGACAAUCUGGCAUGCAUGGAGGAAGUUCUGCUCGCAACCAAAAUAAUCAACUGGAACAAGGACAUCAUUGUGCCAUCAGUGAUGCCUGACGUGAUGAGGAUGAUAGACCGGGUCGCCAGCGUCCUCAAACUGGAAGUCAAGUGCAACGGCUUCGUUGUCAAAUACUUGAAAACUCAGGACUCUUUGCAGUUUGCCGAUGCCGAGUUACCACCAGACACCUACGUGGGUCCGCUAAGAGUUGAGCACCUCUCAAUGGUCGACGCGACAUGGCCCUUCCGCAGCGAAACAUCCUACAAUUACUUCCAGAAACUCAUGGAUAACAAUCUAACCCAUGUUUUGUACAGCGCGAGUACACAUCUACCCUUAGCCUGGGUGUUCGUAGAUGAAACAGGCACCCUCUCCCAUCUCUACUCCAUGGAGCGAUGUCGAAGAUUAGGAUACGCUUCAUACAUAACCAAAAUUGCUGCUAAUAAUUUGCUAAGAAACGGGCAGCACGUUCUAGCAUAUUCUCUUAUGGACAACUUCGCAGCACAGAGGUUCUUCAUCAAAUUGGGCUUCAGAAACUUAGGCGUGACGUCAUGGAUAUUAUUGCAGAAAAGAGUAGUUAAUAUUCCAUCUUGCGCUUAUUGCAGGAUAGUGGAAUUUCACCCCACACCCAACCUUACAUAAAUGUGCCCAUUUAAAUUAUUCACUUAAAAUUAUAACAUCUAAAAAAAAUU
Molecule: messenger RNA, 1211 nt
Organism: Plodia interpunctella (Indianmeal moth)
Lineage: Eukaryota; Metazoa; Arthropoda; Insecta; Lepidoptera; Pyralidae
Exons: 5
Coding region: 202-1161 (319 amino acids)
Molecular function (GO): acyltransferase activity, transferring groups other than amino-acyl groups
Source: RefSeq, a predicted model, not a curated record